Babesia microti strain RI is the source of this 1539-nucleotide messenger RNA. RefSeq names its product BmGPI2, B microti specific. Bases 1 to 1539 code for a protein of 512 amino acids. NCBI's taxonomy places the organism in Eukaryota, Apicomplexa, Aconoidasida, Piroplasmida, Babesiidae. The transcript has a single exon. The record is from RefSeq and is a predicted model, not a curated record.
AUGCCUGGCAAACAAAGUAUAUUAGUAUUAUCAACGACAUUAGCAAUGAUUGCAAUGCUGCCAUCGUUACACAUAGAAUGCCACACCUUGCGGACUCUUAAUGAUGCAAACCCCAAGAACACAACCAACCCCAGCCGGCCUUCCACCCUAGAAACGGGCAAUGAUAACCCUGUUAAUAAUGUUCCAGUGAGUGAUGACCCUGCUGAUAAUGCUCCGGCUAACAAUUUUGGGAACACUGCUACUGGUACGCUGAGGGAGCAUGUUGAAAAUAGAAGGAAAGCAAUGAUUGGCUCAGAUUCAACGAACAGCAGUGAUGACGAACAGCAAAUGCAUUCUCCUCUCAACUCUCCCAGGUACAAAUCCAGGUUUUCGGCUGUCAGAAAGACUUUGAAUGAUGAACUUGGGAUUAUUUUGAAUAAUAAAUUAAAGCAACACAAACAAGGAGAUCCCAGGGAAGUGGUUGAUCAAAAUCAGGUUCCUGAUAAUAGUUUGACACCAGCAGAUAAUUCAAUUAAGCUAGGUGAUCGAGAUGCGGGUGAAUCGGCUACUGUGCCUGCGAAAGAUGCAACGAAUAUAGAUGUAAACAAUGCAUUAGAACUUGGUAGAUUUAGUAUGUACCCACUCUACAAGUUAUAUUUUGCAGACGAUUAUGAGAAAAAUACAAACCUAAAUGGCGAUACGUUAAAGUCACUCGAUCUUGUGGAAAUGCAGGUGAAAUACAAUAUAGAACAAUUAGAAAAUAUGCGUGAACUAAUUAUUAAAUUGGAUGAAUCUUUACAGAAAUUAAAUGCAAAAAUUCCAGACGAUGGUACUAUUCGACAAUUUAACGCUUUUUGUAAUAAGAUUAAGAAAUUUGGUAAGCCUUGGAUCAACUCCUACGAACUCACCAAAGGGAAAUUGGUACAAUUAAAUGGAAGAAUAAAGUUAAUAAAGGAAUCUAUUGCAGAGGGCAGGGUUGGCAUUAAGAACAUGAUUUUUCAACUGUUCAAAUCAGUUGGCAUAAAUUUAGUUGAUGGCGGAAUUUUAGCUGACGGGAAUGCAAUUUUGAAUGACGAAAAUAUCGACAAAUUUACAGACUAUCUGAAUAAACUUAUCAGAGGAAAAUUGGAAAUCGAUUCGUUAAAGAUGAACUGCUACGCCAUACAAAACACACAAGUUGAAUUAUACCAGUUACUUUCGACCCACUUCCUGGACAGUCCUGUUGAUCCAGAGAACCCUCUAGUGCCAGCAGGGUUAAUUCCAGAGUCGAAUACAGAUUCUGGCAAGAAUAAAAGUAACAAUCUAAAAAAAAAGUCCAUGAUAAGAGAGAGACGAGAAAUGCAGAUUAAUGGUAAUUUAAAAAAUUCUGGCUCGGAUUCCGACUCCGACGACAGUAUAGGUUAUCAACCUGAAUUGAAGAGGCUAACACAACUACAAUCGUAUGAAGAUAAUAAUGAUGCCCUAGACCAAUCAGAAGACUCCGACUCUUCUGACUAUGUACGAAUAAACGGCGGCUUUUUGCUUCCCCUUGCAAUAACUGUUGUCUUAUGGGUAUUGUAA